Molecule: messenger RNA, 1386 nt
Organism: Lycium barbarum (goji berry)
Lineage: Eukaryota; Viridiplantae; Streptophyta; Magnoliopsida; Solanales; Solanaceae
Product: delta(12)-fatty-acid desaturase FAD2-like
Exons: 2
Coding region: 72-1226 (384 amino acids)
Biological process (GO): lipid metabolic process
Molecular function (GO): oxidoreductase activity, acting on paired donors, with oxidation of a pair of donors resulting in the reduction of molecular oxygen to two molecules of water
Source: RefSeq, a predicted model, not a curated record
UUUCAAUUAAGGCUAAAAGAAGGUCUCUAUUGAACUUUCAGAUUCAGGAUUGAAGUAGCAGGAGAACAAAAAUGGGAGCUGGUGGUAAUAUGUCUGCUCCAACAACUAAAAAUGAACAAAAGAAAGAUCCUCUUCAAAGAGUGCCAAUUUCAAAACCUCCUUUUACAAUUGGUGAUAUCAAGAAGGCCAUCCCUCCUCACUGCUUUCACCGAUCUCUCGUUCACUCAUUCUCCUAUCUUGUUCAUGAUCUCAUACUUGUCUCCAUCUUUUACUACACUGCCACCACUUACUUCCACGUCCUUCCAUCCCCGUACCAUUACUUAGCAUGGCCUAUUUACUGGGUGGUUCAAGGUUGUGUUUGCACUGGAAUAUGGGUCAUUGCCCAUGAAUGUGGCCAUCAGGCCUUUAGUGAUUACCAAUGGAUAAAUGACACAGUCGGUUUUAUUCUCCACUCAGCUCUUUUAACACCAUACUUCUCAUGGAAAUAUAGCCAUCGUCGUCACCACUCCAACACUAAUUCCCUUGAGCAUGAUGAAAACCAUGUGCCUAAGCUUAAAGCCAAACUAAGAUGGUACACCAAAUUAUACGUGAAUAAUCCACUGGGACGAUUAUUCAUACUUGCCUUUACCCUCACUGCUGGCUUGCCUUUGUACUAUGCCAUCAAUAUAGCUGGUAGACCUUAUGAUCGCUUUGCAAGUCAUUAUGAUCCAUAUAGCCCGAUUUAUAAUAAUCGUGAGAGGCUACAAAUCUACCUCUCAGAUGCUGGUGUGAUUUCAACUAUUUAUGUAUUGUAUCGCGUUGCACUAACACAAGGGCUGACUUGGCUUGUAUGCAUCUAUGGGGUGCCCCUCCUAAUUGUGAAUGGCUUCAUAGUGUUAAUCACUUUAUUACACCAUACUCACCCUUCAUUGCCACAUUAUGAUUCAUCCGAGUGGGAUUGGCUAAGAGGAGCUCUAGCUACGGUAGACAGAGACUAUGGCGUGCUAAAUAAGGUCUUCCACAAUAUUGCAGAUACGCACGUUGUGCAUCAUUUAUUUUCGACUAUGCCACAUUAUCAUGCAAUGGAGGCAACCGAAGCUGUCAAGCCAUUACUAGGAGAAUACUACCAAUUUGAUGAAACUCCAUUUUACAAAGCAAUAUGGAGGGAUUUUAAGGAGUGCAUCUAUGUGGAUAAAGAUGAAGGAUCUCAAGACCAGGGUAUUUUCUGGUAUAAAAAUAACUACUAAUGACUACUUACCUAAAAAGGCCAGAAUUGGUACAUGUUCAGCCUGAGUCGCGGUAACUAUUUUGGGAUUGUGUGUUUUCAUAAUAAUUAUUUGCAUUGUUAUAACUUUAAAUUUACAGUAAAUACCUUUUUAAGUAACUAUGAAAAUGUCUUUUCAUGUA